GGAUAAUUGAAUUUUUGAAUCAGCGGUAUAUGUUUAGCUCAGGAGGUUGUUAGAAGUUUCUAUGUUUUUAAAUCAUUAAGAAAAUUUUAAAAACAAAAGUUAAUCGCUUUCAACGGGUGAUUUUGAUAAUAAGAAGUAAUAAUCAAGACUCCGUUUGUUUAAAAUAAUUUAGCGUAAUUUAGAAAAGAAAAAUAAGAUGGCUGAGUUCGUUCAAAGGCACGUGGAGAGAAUAAUUCCAGAGUUAGAGCAAAUGGAAAGAAUUGGGUUAUUCACUAGAGGAGAAAUAAAAAAGAUUAUUCGUAAACGCAGGGCAAUGGAAUACCGACUUCAGAGUAGGCUGAAGACUAAAGAGAACUAUUUGAAAUAUAUUCAGUAUGAAAUAAAAUUACUUAGUUUAAUUCGAAAGCGGCGAGAGAAAAUGAAUUGCUUUUAUAAAAAAAAGGAAAUUGAUAACGCAAUUGCUGUUCGAAUUACAAAACUUUUCAAAGCAGCCAUUUAUCGAUUUCAAAGUGAUGUGAAACUGUGGUUGUCGCAUAUUGAAUUUUGUAAGAGAAUGAAGUGGAAUUUCUCAAUUAGUGGAAUGUUUUCGAGAAUGUUGCAAGUGCAUAACAAAAAUCCUGCUAUAUGGUUAUCUGCUGCAAAAUGGGAAUUGGAAGAAAAUAACGCACCUGAAAAUGCACGUAGCCUUUUGCAACGAGCUAUUCGUUUCCAUCCUGAUGUGCAGCUACUGUGGCAAGAAUAUUAUCGGAUGGAGCUGAUGUACACUGAUCAGAUUCGAAAAAGAAGAGAAAUUCUUGGAGUGAAGGAUACAAGUGAUGUAAAAGAUGCAGUAUUUCAGGGAAAGAUUGCAAUGGUUGUUUUUAACCAAGCAACUGAAACCAUUCCUGAUGUUGAAUUUGCACUGUCUUUUCUUCCUAUCUGUUGUGAAUUUGACUUUACUGAAGAACACGAAAACCAGAUAAUUAAUCACGUGCAAUCUAGGCACGUAGAUAAGGAAAUAGUGUGGCAUGUAAUGGCAAAAAGGAUCUUGGAAAAGAAAAAAGUUUCCAGUCAUGUAGAUGAAAGCUUACCAAAACAUAAAGCUGCUAAACAACUGGAAACUGAAGCAUUUUCAAUUUAUGAGAAGGGUUUACAAAAUAUUCAUACAAAAAAGAUGUGGAGUUUAUAUCUUCAAACAGCAUUAGAAAGACUUCAGAAAUCAAAGUCAGAAAAAUCUCUCAAGAAAAAAAUUGGGAAAAUCUUUGAACUUAUGAAGCGAGCUUCUGAAGAAGACCUUUUGGCCCAAGAUUUGUAUCUUGAAUGGGCUCGACUCUUGAAUACUUUUGAUAAAGUUGAAGAGGCCAAAGAGUUGUCUAUCAGAGUAGCUCAGAAGUGGAGCACAAAUACAGAUGUUUGGCUGUUUUGUAUUCAGCUUCAUGUUCAGUCUAAAACAGUUAAAGAAACUGUUUCAACUUUGUUUAAUGAUGCAAUUAAAAAAGUACCAGAUAAAGAUGCCCUUCCAAUUUGGAAGUUAGGUGUAGAGUGGACAACGGUUGCCUGCCCAGAAAAAUUAAAAGAUCUUUUGGAAAAUGGUAUCGGUGUAAAUUGUCCUGUUAUUAGCCUUCCAAUGAAGGAAUUGUACUUGGAGAUUGUAUCGUUAAAAGAUGGUAUUGCUUCUGCUAGAUGUUUGUAUGGAAGAUUGAAAAAUAUAAGACCACUUUCGUUAGGUUUCUUUAGGAAAAUGAUCAGCAUUGAAAAUGCGCAACUUAAGCCUCCUAUCAAACAUCUCAGAACAUAUUUUGAGGAUGCCCUACUCGAUUUUGGUGAGAUAGACGUUGACCUGUGGAUAGAUUACAUUCGUCUUGAACUUUCACAUGCGAAAGGCAAACCUGAAAAUUGUGGAAAAAUUUACUGGAGAGCUGUCAAGAAAUUAACUCCAGAAAAAGCUGAUGAUUUUGUUAACCAAUUCACAAUGUUGCAGACUGGCCAUGAUAUUUCCCAACCUGAGUAUGCAGAUUGAAAAAUAUGUUGUAUGUACUCAUUCUUAAAAAUAACUUUAUAGUUCCACUUAUUUAUAGUGUUCCUGCUAAUAGAGCUUAUGGAAUUAGCCUAUGCACGUGUAUGUGUGUAUAUAUAUACAUUAUGAAGUGCUAAAACAUGAUUGUAUAUCUACUAUACAGUUAAAUAUAUACUUCAAACCUUGUCUCUACUAUCAGCUAUGGUAUAUUUGUAAGCAGAACAUAAUUUCUACAAGUAUUAAAUAACUUUUAGUGUUAAAUGAUAUGCAUCAUUUCAAUUAGUUUUGGUUGUAUUGUAAUCUUGUUUUGUAAAAAAUAAAAUGUUAGCUUCUCAGUGCGAUUAAUGUGAAGCGUUUCGGACCAAUUUGGUGCAUACUGUUCUUCAAGUUAUAAGAAGUUACUUUAAGAAUGAAUGUUACUAGAUUUAUUACUUAUUUUCAUUCUUUGGUUGUAAAAGUAAUGGCAGACAUGUAUGAUCUUUCUUCAGGUAUAAAGACAACAUUGUGUGUAAAAUGUGUAUUAAAGAUAGUUUAUAUUAAGAAGAAAUUCUGUAGCAACUUUUACUUUAAACAAAUUCUUAGUGUAUAACCUUUGUUCACAGCUGAUUAUCCUAUAGACUUGUUCUCAAACUUUAGGUUCACAACCAUUUUUUGUUUACUUUUUUUUUUGAAGUACAAACUUAGGCCUAAUUUUUUGAAUAUUUUAAAUACAAUGGGAAGAAGUGAUUAUUUUUCCUGACACAGUUGAAUAUGUAGUGUGAUUUUUACCACAUUAAAAAAAAACACUGUGCCUAUGCAAGUGGAGGAUGAGUUUAGAAGUGAGGAUAAUAAUGUAUAUAUAUGGAAGCUCAGUGGGCUUAUUACAAGUUUUAUAAUUUUUAUAUUAAUUUUUUUUGCAUACUACCAUUAUUAGAUCCAUAUACCACAGUUUGAAAACUGACCAAUAUAGACCAACUUAGAAAUUUCAUAUUUUAUGUUUUUCUUUCAUGUCGUAGUAAAAUUUUGUUAGUAGUGUACAGUCAUGUGGCAGAAGGCCAGUUUUCCCUUCAAUAAAUUUAUUCACUAGUCAAACACACAAACUUAACAUUUUUACAAAAUAAGUGUAUGGUCGCGUUUGUAAAUCUAACAAAGUACCUUAGCAUUUACGCUGUAAAUUGUAACUGAGGAGGCUAGAAUUUUGUUUUCUGAAAUGACAGAUGUAAACAUAACACAAAUAUAAUGCUGAAGUUGAGUGAUUUAAAAUGAAUCAUAUAUACAGUGUUUUAUAUUAAUGUUUUGAUCAGCAUAUUCUUUUAAUUGGAUUGUAAAGUUGCUUAAUAUGCUCUAGACUAGUUAACUAUAAUAGUUGAUCAGUCUCUUAAGCCAUCCAAGCAGUGUGCUGUUGCUAGUGGUAGGGCAAAUAGGAUUUUAGGUUGUAUCUACAGAAAUAUUAAAUACAAGUCUAAAGAGGUUAUAAUUUCAUUGUACGUGUCACUGAUUCGGCCACAUUUGGUGUAUUGUAUUUAGUCUUGGGCUCUUACUUUAGGAAUUGUUGGAAAGGGUUACUAGAAUGGUGUCUGGAAUGGAGGGGUUAUCAUAUGAUGAGAGAUUGAGAUCUCUGAAAUUGUUUUCUCUU
Messenger RNA from Limulus polyphemus (Atlantic horseshoe crab), 3611 nucleotides. RefSeq names its product U3 small nucleolar RNA-associated protein 6 homolog. Gene Ontology annotation, biological process: maturation of SSU-rRNA from tricistronic rRNA transcript (SSU-rRNA, 5.8S rRNA, LSU-rRNA). The record is from RefSeq and is a predicted model, not a curated record. Gene Ontology annotation, cellular component: small-subunit processome; Pwp2p-containing subcomplex of 90S preribosome. Gene Ontology annotation, molecular function: snoRNA binding; protein binding. Bases 197 to 1999 code for a protein of 600 amino acids. NCBI's taxonomy places the organism in Eukaryota, Metazoa, Arthropoda, Merostomata, Xiphosura, Limulidae. The transcript has a single exon.